AUGGCCUUCAUAAGUACUUUGAAGCGAUUCACCGGCAGAAGGGGCAUCCCAGAAGUCAUUAUGUGCGAUAACGCGACCAAUUUUGUAGGAGCGAGACGCAAACUGGAUGAACUCCAGCAGCUCUUCAUGACGGAGCAAGCGCAGAAAGCAAUCGUGUCCACAGCAGCCGACAAAGGAAUCGAGUUUCGCUUCAUUCCUCCUAAGUCACCGAAUUUCGGUGGCCUCUGGGAGGCUGCUGUAAAAUCGAUGAAGCACCAUUUGAGAAGGACAAUCGGUUUGAAGAUCGUAACUCCAGACGAAUUGGAGACCAUUUUGGUGCAAAUCGAAGCGUGCCUUAAUUCACGGCCUCUUACACCGUUAAGCAACGAUCCCGGGGACAUGGAUGUGUUGACACCUGGACAUUUCCUCAUCCAGCGGCCUCUUGUAGCGAUACCAGAGCCAUCAGUUCCAGAGCUACCAGACAACCAACUGCCAAGGUGGAAGCAAACACAGGCGUUUGACGAAGUGGACAAAGAAAAGAGCAAUUUGAGUGUGGGAACCAUGGUGCUCAUAAAAGAAGACAACAUGCCUCCUCUAAAAUGGUUGCUCGGUCGAGUGGUACAAAUCCACGCAGGAGCGGAUGGAAACAUAAGAGUGGUGGCGGUAAAAACGAAGGACGGUCGGUUAUCAUCGCAAGUUCACGGAACUUGGGAGUGCACGCCCGAGUGUUCCGUGAAGACCAAUAAGGUUCUACGAGAGUCGGUUUUGAAGCCGCUCUACAAUGAGGGUCGUCAACAGAAGUCGUGA
This is a messenger RNA of Armigeres subalbatus, 786 nucleotides long. RefSeq lists its product as uncharacterized. Bases 1 to 786 code for a protein of 261 amino acids. Gene Ontology annotation, molecular function: nucleic acid binding. The record is from RefSeq and is a predicted model, not a curated record. The transcript has 3 exons. Gene Ontology annotation, biological process: DNA integration. NCBI's taxonomy places the organism in Eukaryota, Metazoa, Arthropoda, Insecta, Diptera, Culicidae.